CGGCGGGUCCCGGACCGGGAGCGGUGCCGGGGAUGGCGGUGCCCGGGAUGGCGGUGCCCUUCGUGGAGGACUGGGACCUGGUGCAGACGCUGGGAGAAGGCGCUUACGGAGAGGUGCAGCUGGCCGUCAACCGCCGCACUGAGGAAGCUGUGGCUGUCAAGAUUGUGGACAUGAAGCGGGCAGCUGACUGCCCAGAGAACAUCAAGAAGGAGAUCUGCAUCAACAAGAUGCUCAACCACGAGAAUGUUGUCAAGUUCUACGGGCACCGGCGGGAAGGGGCCACCCAGUACCUGUUCCUGGAGUACUGCAGCGGGGGCGAGCUCUUCGACCGCAUCGAGCCGGAUAUCGGGAUGCCGGAGCCAGAGGCACAGCGGUUCUUCCAGCAGCUGAUCGCCGGUGUGGUCUACCUGCACAGCAUUGGCAUCACCCACCGUGACCUGAAGCCAGAGAACCUGCUGCUGGAUGAGCGAGACAACCUGAAGAUCUCAGACUUCGGCCUGGCCACGGUCUUCCGGCACAACGGGCGGGAGCGGCAGCUGAGCCGGAUGUGUGGGACGCUGCCCUACGUGGCCCCCGAGCUGCUGCGGCGCCCCGAGUUCCGCGCCGAGCCCGUGGACGUCUGGGCCUGCGGCGUGGUGCUCACUGCCAUGCUGGCCGGGGAGCUGCCCUGGGACCAGCCCAGCGACAGCUGCCAGGAGUACAGUGACUGGAAGGAGAGGAAGACCUACCUCCCACCCUGGAAGAAGAUCGAUUCGGCGCCCUUAGCUUUGCUCCACAAGAUCCUGACAGAGAGCCCGGCAGCCCGGAUCACCAUCCCUGACAUCAAGAAGGACCGAUGGUUCAGCAACUCAAAAAGGGUAGGGGGAGGUGUCAAGCGAACCCGCGGCUCCUCGGGGGGGCUCAGCGACUCCCCCGGCGCCUUCUCCAAGCCCACCCGCUCCGACAUGGAUUUCUCACCAGUGAAGAGCACACUGAGCGAGGACAAGGCCGGUUACUCGUCGCAGCCGGAGCCCGGGACGGGCGGGACGCUGUGGGAGAGCGGGACGGGCAGCAUCGGCCGCCUGGUGCAGGGCAUCAGCUUCUCCCAGCCCGCCCGCCCCGAGCACAUGCCGCUCCGCAGUUCCAUAAUAUCAGUUUCGGGGGGCUCUGCCCUCCGUGCGGGGCGGCAGAGCCGGUGGCAGCGGCUGGUGAAGCGGAUGACGCGGUUCUUCACCAAACUGGACGCCGAGGGCUCGUACCGCGCCCUGCGGGAGGCCUGCGAGAAGAUGGGCUACGGCUGGAAGAAGUCCUGCACCAACCAGGUCACCAUCUCGACCACAGACAGGAGGAACAACCAGCUCAUCUUCAAGGUGAACCUGGUGGAGAUGGAGAGCAGGAUUCUGGUGGACUUUCGCCUCUCCAAGGGCGAUGGCCUGGAGUUCAAGAGGCAUUUCCUGAAGAUCAAGGGCAAGCUCAGCGACAUCAUCAGCACUCAGAAGGUCUGGCUGCCUGCCACAUGA
This is a messenger RNA of Chaetura pelagica (chimney swift), 1499 nucleotides long. RefSeq names its product checkpoint kinase 1 (gene CHEK1). Bases 33 to 1499 code for a protein of 488 amino acids. NCBI's taxonomy places the organism in Eukaryota, Metazoa, Chordata, Aves, Apodiformes, Apodidae. Gene Ontology annotation, cellular component: cytoplasm; nucleus; site of double-strand break. Gene Ontology annotation, biological process: protein phosphorylation; mitotic G2 DNA damage checkpoint signaling. The record is from RefSeq and is a predicted model, not a curated record. Gene Ontology annotation, molecular function: protein serine/threonine kinase activity; ATP binding. The transcript is spliced from 13 exons.